Penaeus monodon (black tiger shrimp) is the source of this 753-nucleotide messenger RNA. RefSeq lists its product as uncharacterized. The record is from RefSeq and is a predicted model, not a curated record. Bases 160 to 753 code for a protein of 197 amino acids. Lineage: Eukaryota; Metazoa; Arthropoda; Malacostraca; Decapoda; Penaeidae. The transcript has 4 exons.
GAGAGAGAGAGAGAGAGAGAGAGAGAGAGAGAGAGAGAGAGAGAGAGAGAGAGAGAGAGAGAGAGAGAGAGAGAGAACGAACUGUUUACACUCCCACAUCCAUCUCUGACGCAGGCGCAGCUGGGUGGAUGGCUCGGGGCUCCUGCAGAUGGAAAGAAGAUGAUGUGUCUGGACGAGAGGUUUGACAUCCAAGCAGGAAAGUGCGUCGUCUUGUCCUUCGGUGUAAAUAACGAAUGGUCUUUCGAAGAUGACGCAGAGAGGUUGGGUUGUAAAGUGUAUGCCUUCGACCCUACCAUGGGCAAGGAGGACCACCAGAGAUCAGCCAACAUCAGGUUCUUCAAGCUUGGCAUCUCGGAUGUCGCGGGAGAGAAGGGGGUCGGUAUGAACGCAGAUCCGCUGGACUUCAAUUUCCGCAAACCGUUCCCUGUCGACCGCUACGAGAACAUCGUCCGGCGUCUGGGACUCGAAGGCCGCGUCAUCGACUUCGUCAAGAUGGACAUCGAACUCUCCGAGCUGGACGUCCUGCGCGACCUGCUGGACGACUCGCCUCACCUCCUCAGGAACAUCAACCAGAUCGCCAUCGAGGUCCACCAUGAUCUGCGUCACGGAGACUUCGGCCCCAACAGCACCGUGCGGAAAUUCUGGCCGCUUUACCACAGGCUUCGCUGUCACGGUUUCUCCAUCAUCAGCUCCCGAGACCAAAUUUUGUGGCAGGAGGUGGUGUGGGCGCGUGACACUGCUGGCAUCCCGUGA